CGACCGUAAACAGAAGAAAGCGGAAACAAAAGAGGUUUUUAUAAAAACACAUACACAUCCCUGGCUGUCGAAGUACUCAUGGAAUAAACUACAGCCACUGACCUCGCCUGUAAUAAUAUUCAAAUUCCAGUAAAGAGCGAGCGGAAGGGAUCCGAGCAGCCAGCUGCGUCAGUCAACAUGGCGCUGAAAAGAAUACAGAAGGAGCUGCAGGACCUGCAGAGAGACCCUCCAGCACAGUGCUCUGCUGGACCAGUAGGGGAUGACUUGUUUCAUUGGCAGGCGACCAUAAUGGGUCCGGGUGACAGUCCUUACCAAGGAGGAGUGUUCUUUCUCACAAUCCACUUCCCCACCGACUACCCAUUCAAGCCACCGAAGGUAGCGUUUACAACAAAGAUUUAUCACCCAAAUAUAAACAGCAAUGGGAGUAUCUGUUUGGACAUUCUACGGUCACAGUGGUCUCCAGCACUAACAGUGUCUAAAGUUUUAUUGUCCAUAUGUUCGUUGCUUUGUGAUCCAAACCCAGACGACCCCUUAGUUCCAGACAUAGCACACAUCUACAAGAACGACAAAGACAAAUACAACAGACUAGCGAAAGAAUGUACCCAAAAGUAUCUCUCAUUUGUGUCUCUGAGACGUGUGGCACCUUUUGUACUCAAUUAA
Molecule: messenger RNA, 660 nt
Organism: Morone saxatilis (striped sea-bass)
Lineage: Eukaryota; Metazoa; Chordata; Actinopteri; Moronidae
Product: ubiquitin-conjugating enzyme E2 D4-like
Exons: 8
Coding region: 178-660 (160 amino acids)
Biological process (GO): ubiquitin-dependent protein catabolic process; protein polyubiquitination
Cellular component (GO): nucleus
Molecular function (GO): ubiquitin conjugating enzyme activity
Source: RefSeq, a predicted model, not a curated record